CGUGGUAAUUGCCCCCCUAGGCCCUCAGACUGCCUUUCUCCUCUGAUUCGAGGGUCAGUUAUAGUUCUGUCUGCUACCUUCCAUUAGAUUCGUUAUGUAGCGUUAGCUCCAGACCUGCAGUGACCUGCAAGGAAGAAUCCCUGGAAGCUCUGGUCCGGCUUCGAAGCUCAAAAGUAACGGCGUCGGACAUCGUCCGAGAUCUGGUGCCGCGGAGGCACAAGCCGAUUACUGUCCCCACGACCAUGGUCUGAUGUCAAUCGGCCGAUUGUAGCUACUCCGCACUAGCAAGAGAAGCCAUCUAGGGAGUCCGCUGGGGUUUGUACUACCUCCUCCCUUAAUACCUGCAGCAUUGCGUGGUGUUCUCUCGUCAACACUCAAUCUGACCCCUGACACCCAGAAGCAGACUCAUUAUGCCGCAAUCACCACCGUCUCUUGGCCACCAUGCCAUUGUGUUUGGCUGCUCCGGCAUCAACGGCUGGGCCCUCGUCAACCAACUGUUGUCUGACUACCCCGCCCCCGGAACCUUCUCCAAAGUCACCGCCGUUGCGAACCGUGCGUUCACGCCCGAUGAGGCCCAGUGGCCAACGGACGAUCGUCUCCAGAUCGUCUCCGGCGUGGACCUCUUGGUGAGCGAUGACGCAGUGCUGGGGAAGACCCUGGCGGAGAAGAUCCCCUCUGCCGAGACGAUCAGCCAUGUUUACUAUGCGGCAUAUCGCGCCAGCGAUGUCCCCGCAGAUGAAUGCCGUCUGAACAAGGAGAUGCUUCGUGCUGCCGUUCAGACACUGGAGACGCUCUCGUCCAAGCUGUCGUUCGUCACGCUCAUCACAGGCACCAAGGCUUACGGGGUCUACUUACUCGACAAAUUCCCUUUCCGGGAUCAGGUUCCCUUGAAAGAAGACCUCCCUCGCGUGCCCGCAGAAUAUGCUCAGGACCUGUUCUACUACCAUGAAGUCGAUCUUCUACAGGAGCUAUCCACCGGGAAGCGCUGGUCAUGGUGUGAAGUCCGUCCGGACGUGAUAGUCGGAGUUGCCCCAUUCGGCAAUGCCAACUGCAUGGCUCAAACCAUGGGCAUCUAUCUCAGCCUCUACCGGGAGCUUGAAGGAGAGGGCGCGCGGGUCCCCUUUCCCGGCAACGAGACCACCUGGCGGUUACUAUCCACUGACUCGAAUCAGGACAUUAUCGCGCGGUUUUGUAUCCAUGCCUCGAUGCAGCCGCGGGAGAAGGUUCAUACUCGCGCGUUCAAUAUUGCGGAUAGUGCCAGGCCCGUGUCGUGGUCGGAGCGGUGGCCGGCCCUAGCGGCGUAUUUCGGCCUGGAAGGUGUUGGACCGAACGAGGCCAGUCUACACCCGACGGUGUAUAUGGAUCAAAAUUGGGAGAGACUCCAGGCACUGUGUCGGGAUCGGGGCUUGAAAGAGGACGUCAUCUACCGCAGCAUGCACAACACGGGGGCUCGGAUGGGCAGUCUGCGGUUGAUGGACUUUGAUCGACCAUUUGACUUGACUCGGGCGCGGGCGUUGGGAUUUGAGGAAGAAAUGGAUACAGCCAUGUCGUGGCAUACGGCCUUUGAACGGGUACGAAAGGCGAAGAUUAUGCUCUAGGGGGCUCCGAAGUUAUUAUGGGGUUCUGCAGGAAGGCAUGCGGAUUUGGUGACCAAGUAAUUCAGAUUCGAACAAAUGAUAUCAGGCUUUUUCAGCCCGGGCAGGGAAUAGUAUGUCCAUACUCGUAUUCCUCUGAGAUGGUGAUGAUGGUAAUGAGGAGAAGGAGGAAGGAGGAAGGAGGAAGGAGGGAGGAGGAUGCGUAGGAGGAGAGGGAUCAGGUGAC
Messenger RNA from Aspergillus ibericus CBS 121593, 1821 nucleotides. RefSeq names its product SDR family oxidoreductase. Lineage: Eukaryota; Fungi; Ascomycota; Eurotiomycetes; Eurotiales; Aspergillaceae. The transcript has 4 exons. The coding region runs from base 411 to 1598 and encodes 395 amino acids. The record is from RefSeq and is a predicted model, not a curated record.